ACUAGGAAAACAGCUGUGGCAAGCUAAAGCUAGUUAGCAUCUUCUGUGUUUGUGUGUCAGCGAUUUGAGUUGUUCCUCGAGCAAACACCCAUCGCACUACUCCGGAGUGACCGACUUUGUUGUCUGUCAUCUCUUUAACGAUGAAGUUUCAGUACAAAGAGGAGCAUCCAUUUGAGAAAAGGCGGUCCGAGGGUGAGAAAAUAAGGAAGAAGUAUCCGGACAGGGUUCCAGUCAUUGUGGAGAAGGCUCCUAAAGCGAGAAUAGGAGAUCUGGACAAGAAGAAAUACCUUGUCCCGUCCGACUUGACAGUGGGCCAGUUUUAUUUCCUCAUCCGGAAAAGAAUCCACUUGCGGGCAGAGGAUGCACUCUUCUUCUUUGUAAACAAUGUCAUUCCACCCACCUCAGCUACCAUGGGACUGUUGUAUCAGGAGCAUCAUGAAGAGGACUUUUUCCUCUACAUUGCCUACAGUGAUGAGAGUGUCUAUGGGAACAGCCAAAGGGAAAUCUGAUCCCCUUCAACUACUACCCACCUUUCUGAGACCUCCACCAUUCAUUCAUUUAAAUAUUAAAUCCAGCUCAGCAGCCUAGAGUUCCCCGAGUAAAUUUGUCAAAUGCACUUUCACCUCUUGUACAUCACCUUUCUUGCAUCUAUCUUUAUUAUUCUGCAGUCUGAAUUGUAUUUUGCCUCCAUUUAUCGUUAGCAACUCUGAUUAUGUAAUCACAUGGCCAGUUAUUUUUCUAGUGUCAUAACCGAUCAAACCUUACUAGAAAAAAAAACUUAGAAGAAAUGAAAAAGUCUUCUUAGAGGUAGGCUGUAAUUAUAGUUACUUCAGAUUAAGGGAAGAAAUAAACAAUCUUUGUUCAAAUCAGUUCUUACUGACCAAAAAAAAAAUGCUGAGUGUCUAUUUUUGCCGCCUGUAAUGUGGAAAAAGGCAUGUUUUGAGUUUAGGUUAGAAAAUCAAUACUUUUCACCAGUUGAAAGUCAGAUAGUUUUGUCUCUGGCAGAGUGAAGGAUAACUGUUUAGCAGCAGUUGUUUUCCUAGAGGAAAAGGUGAACUGUCUAGGUUAUGGGUUGUUUUUUUUUUCUUCUUCUUCUUUCCCUGAUUUCCCAUUUGAAAAAGACUGUGAAUGACAGUGUGAUGUACUGCCCCACAUUUGAUCCCAAGGAGUAAUUAUAGAAUUCAGACUACACAAUCAUCUUCUGCUUUCAGUGGUAAGACUAUUAUGUUGAGUGCUAAUUAUUGUUAUUGUUCAUUUUAGAUGGCUUACUUUCUAAAGAUAUUGUAAAGCUGAGUGCAAUUUUUCUUUUCUUUUUUUUUAAGUUUGUCUCUUUUAAAAAACAAAAAAAAAACAAACCAAAAAAAAAAACACAAAUACAAUUUGAACUCUGUAUACAGCUGCGUAACUGGCUCUUUCUCUCCACUCAUGACCAUACAUGAUAAAAUGUGAUGAAAAUCCA
This is a messenger RNA of Melanotaenia boesemani (Boeseman's rainbowfish), 1459 nucleotides long. Its product is annotated as gamma-aminobutyric acid receptor-associated protein. The transcript is spliced from 4 exons. Gene Ontology annotation, biological process: autophagy of mitochondrion; autophagosome assembly; cellular response to nitrogen starvation. NCBI's taxonomy places the organism in Eukaryota, Metazoa, Chordata, Actinopteri, Atheriniformes, Melanotaeniidae. Gene Ontology annotation, cellular component: autophagosome membrane; autophagosome; cytosol. Gene Ontology annotation, molecular function: ubiquitin protein ligase binding; GABA receptor binding. The coding region runs from base 141 to 509 and encodes 122 amino acids. The record is from RefSeq and is a predicted model, not a curated record.